This is a messenger RNA of Saccharomyces paradoxus, 1113 nucleotides long. It is a transcript of the gene ARO3, whose product is annotated as 3-deoxy-7-phosphoheptulonate synthase ARO3. The transcript has a single exon. Gene Ontology annotation, biological process: aromatic amino acid biosynthetic process. Gene Ontology annotation, molecular function: 3-deoxy-7-phosphoheptulonate synthase activity. NCBI's taxonomy places the organism in Eukaryota, Fungi, Ascomycota, Saccharomycetes, Saccharomycetales, Saccharomycetaceae. Gene Ontology annotation, cellular component: cytoplasm. The record is from RefSeq and is a predicted model, not a curated record. The coding region runs from base 1 to 1113 and encodes 370 amino acids.
AUGUUCAUUAAAAACGAUCACGCCGGUGACAGGAAACGUUUGGAAGACUGGAGAAUCAAAGGUUAUGAUCCAUUAACCCCUCCAGAUCUGCUUCAACAUGAAUUUCCAAUUUCAGCCAAAGGUGAAGAAAAUAUUGUCAAAGCAAGAGACUCUGUCUGUGACAUUUUAAAUGGUAAAGAUGACCGUUUAGUUAUCGUCAUCGGACCAUGUUCUCUACAUGACCCCAAAGCCGCUUACGAUUACGCCGACAGAUUGGCUAAAAUUUCAGAAAAGUUGUCAAAGGACUUAUUAAUUAUUAUGAGAGCAUAUUUAGAAAAGCCAAGAACUACUGUUGGCUGGAAAGGUUUGAUCAACGAUCCUGAUAUGAACAACUCUUUUCAAAUCAAUAAAGGUCUACGGAUUUCAAGAGAAAUGUUCAUUAAACUGGUUGAAAAAUUACCCAUUGCUGGUGAGAUGUUGGAUACCAUUUCUCCACAAUUUUUGAGUGACUGUUUCUCCUUGGGUGCCAUCGGUGCCAGAACUACUGAAUCCCAACUGCACAGAGAAUUAGCAUCUGGUCUAUCUUUCCCUAUUGGAUUUAAAAACGGUACUGAUGGUGGUUUGCAAGUUGCCAUCGAUGCUAUGAGAGCUGCUGCACAUGAACAUUAUUUCCUUUCUGUUACAAAGCCAGGUGUCACUGCUAUCGUAGGCACUGAAGGUAACAAGGAUACCUUCCUGAUCUUGAGAGGUGGUAAGAACGGAACUAACUUCGACAAAGAAAGUGUUCAAAAUACCAAGAAACAAUUAGAAAAGGCCGGUUUGACUGAUGAUUCCCAGAAAAGAAUUAUGAUCGAUUGUUCCCACGGCAACAGUAAUAAAGAUUUCAAGAACCAACCAAAGGUUGCCAAAUGUAUUUAUGACCAGCUGACGGAGGGUGAGAAUAGUCUCUGUGGUGUUAUGAUUGAGUCCAACAUAAAUGAAGGUAGACAAGAUAUUCCCAAAGAAGGUGGCAGAGAGGGAUUGAAGUAUGGUUGUUCUGUUACGGAUGCUUGUAUUGGCUGGGAGUCCACCGAACAGGUAUUGGAGCUAUUGGCAGAAGGUGUUAGAAACAGAAGAAAGGCCUUGAAAAAAUAG